AUGUUUCUCAAAGCCUUUCACUUGUCUCUAUCUUACUACACCUCACAUUUUAUGUGUCUCUCUUUUACCGCUCACCCAGCUGCACAAAAAUGUCAAGCUAACCAGUUUCAAUGUAGAAAUGGACAAUGUAUAGAUGCUAGCAAGAAAUGUAACCGACACUACGAUUGUUCUGAUGGAUCAGAUGAAAGCAAUUGUACUGCACAAAGUUGCCAACCUAACCAGUUUCAAUGUAGAAAUGACCAGUGUAUAAACAUUAACAAGAAAUGUGAUCGACGUUACGAUUGUUCAGAUGGAUCAGAUGAGCAAGACUGUACUGAACAACGAUGCCUACGUAACCAGUUUGAAUGUAGGAACGGACAAUGUAUAGAUGUUAGCAAGAAAUGUGACCGACGUUAUGAUUGUGCUGACUUAUCAGAUGAGGAUGAUUGUUCUAUUCCACAAGGCUGCCAACCUAACCAAUUUGAAUGUAAAAAUGGCCAAUGUAUUGAUGCUAACAAGAAAUGUAACAGACAUUAUGAUUGCUCAGAUGGAUCAGAUGAACAAGAAUGCCCCUCUGGACAAGGUUGUCAACCUAACCAGUUUGAAUGUAAAAAUGGCCAGUGUAUAGAUGCUAGCAAGAAAUGUGAUCGACGUUAUGAUUGUCCUGAUGGGUCAGAUGAAAGCAACUGUACUGUACAACGUUGUCAACCUAACCAGUUUGAAUGUAAAAAUGGCCAGUGUAUAGAUGCUAACAAGAAAUGUGAUCGACGUUAUGAUUGUUCUGAUGCAUCAGAUGAAAGCAACUGUACCACUGUACAACGUUGUCAACCUAACCAGUUUCAAUGUAGUAAUGGUCAAUGUAUAGACAAUAACAAGAAAUGUGACAGACAAUAUGAUUGCUCUGAUGGGUCAGAUGAAGAAGAUUGUUCCUCUACACAACGUUGUGAACCUAACCAGUUUGAGUGUAAAAAUGGACAAUGUAUAGACGCAAUCUACAAAUGUGAUAGUUUCAAUGAUUGUUCUGAUGGGUCAGAUGAAGCCAAUUGUACCACUGCACAGCGUUGUUCACCUAACCAGUUUCAGUGUAAAAAUGGACAGUGUAUAGAUGCUGGUUACAAAUGUGACAGUUACAGUGAUUGUUCUGAUGGUUCAGAUGAAGCCAAUUGCACAUCUUCAAAACGUUGUCAACCUAACCAAUUCAGAUGUAAAAAUGGACAAUGUAUAGAAGCUAGCAAGAAAUGUGAUCAAGCAUUUGAUUGUUCUGAUGCAUCAGAUGAAGCCAAUUGUACCACUGCACAGCGUUGUCAAUCUAACCAGUUUGAAUGUAAAAAUGGACAAUGUAUAGAAGCUAGCAGAAAAUGUGACCAACGUUUUGAUUGUUCUGAUGGAUCUGAUGAACAAGAUUGUCCCACUGCACAACGUUGCCAACCUAACCAGUUUGAAUGUAAAAAUGGACAAUGUAUAGAAGCUAGCAGAAAAUGUGACCAACAAUUUGAUUGUUCUGAUGGAUCUGAUGAACAAGAUUGUACCACCUCACAAUAUUGUCAACCUAACCAGUUUGAAUGUAAAAAUGGACAAUGUAUAGAAGCUAGCAGAAAAUGUGAUCAAAUCUUAGAUUGUUCUGAUGCAUCAGAUGAAACUGAUUGCUCAACUCCACAACGUUGCCAACCUAACCAAUUUGAAUGUAAAAAUGGACAAUGUAUAGAGGCUAACAGAAAAUGUGACCAACAAUUUGAUUGUUCUGAUGGAUCUGAUGAACAAGAUUGUACCACUGCACAACGUUGCCAACCUAACCAAUUUAAAUGUAAAAAUGGACAAUGUAUAGAAGCUAGCAGAAAAUGUGACCAGCGUUUUGAUUGUUCUGAUGGAUCCGAUGAACAAGAUUGUACCACUGCACAACGUUGCCAACCUAACCAGUUUGAAUGUAAAAAUGGACAAUGUAUAGAAGCUAGCAGAAAAUGUGACCAAAUUUUAGAUUGCUCUGAUACAUCAGAUGAAACCAACUGUUCCACUGCACAACGUUGUCAACCUAACCAGUUUGAAUGUAAAAAUGGACAAUGUAUACAGGCUAGCAGAAAAUGUGACCAACAAUUUGAUUGUUCUGAUGGAACUGAUGAAAGCAACUGUCCCUCUACACAACGUUGUGAACCUAACCAGUUUGAGUGUAAAAAUGGACAAUGUAUAGACGCAAUCUACAAAUGUGAUAGUUUCAAUGAUUGUUCUGAUGGGUCAGAUGAAGCCAAUUGUACCACUGCACAGCGUUGUUCACCUAACCAGUUUCAGUGUAAAAAUGGACAGUGUAUAGAUGCUGGUUACAAAUGUGACAGUUUCAGUGAUUGUUCUGAUGGUUCAGAUGAAACCAAUUGCAUUCUUUCAAUAAAACUCAUUCAUUUUCUUUCCAAUCUUUAUAUUGCACUUUCCUGCACUUAUCUUUCUUUGCACUGCACCUUAACUUUCUUUCACGUCUCACCCAGCCACAUCAGAACGUUGCCAACCUAA
Molecule: messenger RNA, 2478 nt
Organism: Acanthosepion pharaonis
Lineage: Eukaryota; Metazoa; Mollusca; Cephalopoda; Sepiida; Sepiidae
Source: the annotation of a GenBank genome assembly